AUGCACUUUUCAACAUUGAUUACGGCCUCACUAGCCGCUUCACCUGCUUUUGCAGAGAUCUUGUACAGCGUCGUCGUCUUUACCAGACAUGGCGACCGCACUGCCAAAUUCUUCAAAGAUUAUGGCAUGACAAACUUGGGUGCUACCCAGAUGUACGAGUCUGGUGAGUACUAUCGACAGCGAUAUGUCGAACAGGGUGCUUCCAACAAGAUCCUGAACAUCUCAUCGGACAAGGCUACCACCAGUCAGAUAUGGGCAUCCGCUCCUGACCAAGGGGUCUUGUAUCAGACUGCGAUGAACUUCCUGCAAGGUCUCUACCCUCCCCUCAACGAUAUCAACACCCAGCUUAGCACACAGACCUUGACCAAUGGUACCGAAGUAACUUCACCCCUGAAUGGCUACCAAUUCAUUCUGGUCCAUGGCGAAGAUACCACCACGCCAGACACAAUCUGGAUCAAGGGCGAUGACCAGUGCCCGACGUAUAACACGGCAUAUGACUCGUACCAUGAUAGUCCUGAGUACAAAGAGACGCUGAAUGUUACAGCACCCUUUUAUGAGUCCUUUGUCCCAUUGCUGGGAGAUAUCAUGGGACAGGAGAAUGUCACAUAUGCCAACGCGUAUGAUGUGUUUGAUCUCCUUAACGUUGCUUCUAUACACAAUGCUUCUGUUGCUGAGAAUAUCGAGGGUGCCGAUUUGGACCAACUCCGUUACUUGGCAAAUCACUGGGAAUGGAACCACAACUACAAUCAAACUAUGCCAGACCGCUCCAUUGGCGGUAUGACCCUCGCUGGAGGAGCACUCCGUCAACUUCAAGAUGUUGUCAAGGGCAAAGCAAAGGUCAAGUUCAGCCUCAUGGCCGGCAGCUACGACACACAGAUGGCCUUCUAUGGCUUGACCAAUCUGACUGCUGCCAGCCCCGAUUUCUUUGGUCUACCAAAUUAUGCAGGCAGCAUGGCAUUUGAGGUCUUCAGUGAAGAGGACAAUGCUACUGCAUUCCCCGCCAACCCAGACACCGACCUGCGAGUGAGAUUCCUCUUCAAGAACGGAACCACAGAUGAUGCAUUGACAGCAUUCCCUCUCUUCGGUGGAUCUGAGCUGAGCCUACCUUACGGCGAGUUCGUCUCGGAGCUUUCGUCUCGCAGCAUUGUAAAAGUUGAGGAGUGGUGCACAUUGUGCCAGUCAGACGCAGGCUUCUGCUACGAAACUCUACAUAACUCGGAAUCAUCCAACUCAGGAUCUGGACCAACAGUCAGCGCUGCAAGUGGCAAGUCUGGACUAUCGAACGCCGCUGCUGGAGGAAUCGGUGCCGGAGUUACACUGGCUGUUGUCGGAAUCAUUGGAGCUUUGGCUUGGUUACUCACUCGACGAAAGAGGACCACGAACCCUGACCCAGCUGUUGCCUCUCCUGCGUACCAUGCGGAGGAGAAAAGGUCGGAUUCGAGUCAGAGUGAGAUCUCCGUGUGA
Molecule: messenger RNA, 1464 nt
Organism: Exophiala bonariae
Lineage: Eukaryota; Fungi; Ascomycota; Eurotiomycetes; Chaetothyriales; Herpotrichiellaceae
Exons: 1
Coding region: 1-1464 (487 amino acids)
Biological process (GO): dephosphorylation
Molecular function (GO): phosphatase activity
Source: RefSeq, a predicted model, not a curated record